Messenger RNA from Penaeus chinensis, 1871 nucleotides. RefSeq lists its product as uncharacterized. The coding region runs from base 1 to 303 and encodes 100 amino acids. The transcript is spliced from 3 exons. The record is from RefSeq and is a predicted model, not a curated record. Lineage: Eukaryota; Metazoa; Arthropoda; Malacostraca; Decapoda; Penaeidae.
AUGUUAUUAUAUAGUCCAUCUAUACCUCAGUCUACCUAUCAGCAGAUCGAUCUAUAUGAAUAUAUAAUCCUUCGCCUGCGUGAAUCCGGGAUCAUUGAGCAGCUCUUUCGAUCUCGCGUCUCCAAUGCCACCGAGUGUCUGAAGCCGGUCGGUGUGGAGAGCGGCAGUGUAGAGAGACCCUUAGAACUCGGUGAUUUCUAUGGGGUUUUUAUUGUCUAUGCUGUCGGAAUCGCAUUGGCAAGUCUCUCCUUCCUGCUGGAGUUCGUGAUAGCCUGCGGAAAAACUACAAGCCAUGCUGAAUGAUAACUUCCAGUGAUGAAAUUUCCGUAGAACAAUGGAACCGGUAACUUUAUUUCAGGCAUCGAACCAUCAAAACGUAUUCUACACUUUAUUGUUUGAAUAGUUGUCAAAGAUAAGUUCACAAAACCUGUUUCAUUAGUAUAUGCAGUUGACGGUAUGCAUUUGCUUUAAUUUCGGAAGCACUUCCUCUAUUAAGUUAUGUUGAUGUGAGUACUUGUAUCCUACGCUUUUAGUUUUGUUCAUUUACGCUCGUGAGUUGGAACUUACUUGAAUAAUGGUGAUGCCACACAAUAUAUUACUGAUAUACAUAAUAAAUUUAUAAUACUGCUCUUCACCUCUCUUCUUGGUCUAAAUCUUUGUAUACCUUUCCUUUUUUCCCCAUGCCAUUAUUUUACUUUACUUAACUAGUCGUGUUCACUAAGAGUAUAGUAGAAAUUAAUGUGGAACACAUAACUGUAAAUUAAAGACAUGUCCAACCCAAAGUUUUUAUUUCCGUAUUUGUUAUUCUCUGACCACAGUUUUCUCAAGUAAUAAAGGAUAUUUAAUGGCACCAUCAUAUUGAAUGUAUUGUUUCAUUCCCAACCUCCUUUUGACAUGUACCUUUUCUCAUGGAAGAUCGAGUUUAUUAAAUUUUAAUUGAUAUUUAAAAUAUUCUAUGAACUGUUCUUGAAUUUCAAAAAGAUGACCAGUUUAUUGCCAAAAUAGGGGAAUUCCUUGAACAUGUAUACACAGAGGUCUGUAUGUUUAGAGCAUACUAUAUAAUCUCAUUUACAAUAUUUUUAUUUCUUAAAAUUUUCUCUGAACUUCCAACUUUAUACUUUCGUUUGUUGCCGAAAAAAUAGGUUCAUAUUUCAGAGCAAGUAAUUGAUCUUUUUAAAAAUUGUACAUUACCUGUUACUUUCCCACUUAUGAAUGAAGGAAACACAACAUGGAAUCUUACAUAAAGUAAACAAUGUGUAAAAUAUGAAUGGUUUAUCUUGUCUCUACUGAACACAUGAAUUUUUCAUGAAAAUGUAUGAACUGUUUAAAGGAAUCUAAAAUAAAUAAGAAUUCUUUAUCUCUAAGUUUAUUUUCUCUAAAAAUACAGAAGCAGGUAGACAGAGAUAAUAAAAUAAUACUAAAUUUGAGCAAAAGCCAUAAAAAUGUGUUCUAGCUACACAAUCAACUUCAGAUAAAAGACAAUUAGCACCACUAUUGUGGAUCUCCUUUAAAAGGUGCAAGAUGAAAUAAUUGGAAAAUCAAGAUAUGAAAUUACAUUUUUAAAGAUAAUAAAAUUAAGAGCUACAUAUCAGCAUAGAAAACAUUUCUAUGACCUUAGACACAAAUGAUACAAAUCACGAGAUCAUUUUUUUUCUUUCUUUUUUUUUGUUUUUCUUAAUGAAGGGGAAAAAUGUGAAAUUCUAAUUCCUCCAAAAAUGGGGAGCUGGGCUUAUUUGCAGUGCACACUGGAGUAGGCAGGGUAUAAAGAAGAAAAUAACAGUAAUAUUGUUUAUUAGUAACAAUAAAAAUUAGAAAACAUUAUACCUAUGUCACCCCCCUCCCCAGUAAAAAAAAAAAAAAAAAAAAAAAAA